AUGGGUGCAACAACUCUGUGGACGAGGGAUGCCGUCGCCAGUCGCAUUCUCGCAGGCGAGACACUCAUUAUCUACCGCGAUCAUCUCCUUCGCAUUCCUCAAUCUUGGCUCAAUGCACACCCAGGAGGUUCUCUCGCCCUUCUCCACUUUGUUGGCAGAGAUGCUACUGACGAAAUUGAGGCUUACCAUCUCGAUCAUACCCUCACUCUCAUACCCCGCUAUUCUAUUGGACGCGUCCAGCUCACAGAGCAUGGUUGGGUUCCUCUCGUUCCUCCAGUCAUGACUGGUUGGGUUCGAAGGUUAGGUCCAGGUGGCAAGCAGGAAUGGUUCCAAGAAGCAGCAGACGCACGCUCUUUGGGUGACUCGGAAGUGUCCCCUUCAUCCCAAAUCCUUCUCGUUCAGAAGUCCGACGCGUCUUCACAUAGUUCUGCCCCCUCCCUGUCGUCUCUCCAGCCCCCUCCAUCAAGUCUUUCUCCCGAGGUUCAAGCUCGUCAUUCCAAGGCCUACAGAGCCCUUCACAAACGCAUUGUAGAUGCUGGACUCUAUAAAACUCCUUACCUGACUGGGUAUGGCCCGGAAGUUCUACGGUACACGCUUUUGGCUUCCGUAUCCGCAUAUGCCUAUCACCACAAUUGGCUUAUGACGAGUGCAGUCUUCCUUGGCCUCUUCUGGCACCAACUGGUUUUUACUGCCCAUGAUCUCGGACAUAUGGGUGUCACUCAUAAUUGGGCUGUUGAUCGCUUGUUAGCCACCUUGAUCGCCGACUUCAUUGGUGGACUUAGUAUCGGUUGGUGGGUCCAGAAUCACAACGUUCAUCAUUUGGUUACAAACCAUCCCUCACAUGACCCCGAUAUCGAGCAUAUUCCAUUCUUUGCUAUCUCACCGCACUUCCUUUCCUCCCUUUGGUCUUCAUACUACAAACGAACUAUGCACUUUGAUAGGUUCGCCAAGUUCUUCAUCGCAGUGCAGCACAAGCUGUUCUAUGUUGUCAUGGCCUUUGCGAGAUUCAACUUAUACGCAAAUUCGUACACUUUUCUUUACCAGAAAGUGUGGGAUACCAAACGAGCAAGAGGUGGAUAUUGGGCUUGGAGGCUUGAGAUUAUCGGCCUUAUCUUCUUCUGGAGCUGGUUUGGACGUGUACUUUAUGGUUGUGGGACCUGGCAAAGAGCACUUGCUUAUCUGCUUGUAAGCCAUGUGGUGACAAGCCCCCUUCAUGUGCAGAUUGUCCUUUCACACUUCAGCAUGCCGACAGGUGAUCUAGGUCCGUUUGAGUCGUUCCCACAUCGUCAGAUGAGGACGACGACGGAUGUCAUCUGCCCGGAAUCGAUGGGAUUCAUUCAUGGAGGUCUUCAUCUUCAAGUGACGCAUCACCUGUUUCCGCGGCUACCGCGCCACAAUCUUAAACGUGCCAGCGCACUUGUCAAGAAAUUUGCCAAGGAAGAAGGCUUAACUUAUGCCGAAUUCGGAUUCGUAAAUGGCAACAAGGAAGUCAUUGGCGUGUUGAGAGGCGUGGCAGAGCAGGUCAAGUUAAUUGGCCAGGUUGCCCGGGUCGAGGCGCAAGAGGCAAUGGACAAAAAAUUGGCCGUUGCUGAUGAAGUUUAUACAGGCCAACAGAAGAGUAUAUAG
This is a messenger RNA of Laccaria bicolor S238N-H82, 1626 nucleotides long. RefSeq names its product delta 8-sphingoloid desaturase protein. Lineage: Eukaryota; Fungi; Basidiomycota; Agaricomycetes; Agaricales; Hydnangiaceae. Gene Ontology annotation, cellular component: membrane. The record is from RefSeq and is a predicted model, not a curated record. The transcript has 5 exons. Gene Ontology annotation, biological process: lipid metabolic process. The coding region runs from base 1 to 1626 and encodes 541 amino acids. Gene Ontology annotation, molecular function: oxidoreductase activity, acting on paired donors, with oxidation of a pair of donors resulting in the reduction of molecular oxygen to two molecules of water.